AUGAGUUCCCGUACGACCACUGUUCGACCAACUCGAACAACCACGAAAUCCUCACAGGACAAUGCCACCUCUUCGUCCCAAGAAACUACCCCACCGCCAUCACAAGAUCGCUGUGCCCAUUGCAAAAAGUUUCUCCCCGCUGUCAAAGCCGAAUGCAAAUACUGCCGACUCGUCUUUUGCAUGGAGCACCGACAUCCUGAAACCCACUCUCCACAAGGAUGCGCCAAAAAGGCUCGGGAACAGACCCGCCAGCAAUACCAACGCGACUCUGGACACAUCCUCGGCUCCGAAUCCCACGAUCGCGGUUCCACACACCGUCUAGGCUGGAAUCUGGAGCAAUCGAGACAAGGUCUCCAUCAGCGACUCAAUCAACGUGUCCAAUCGCUUAAAGAAUCCUCCGGUAGAGCUUCGUCUUCUUCUUCAUCACCAGGGUCAGCAUCACCAGGGCCAGCAUCAGGAUCAGGAUCAGGGACAGGAGGAGGCACAAAGAAAGGGAAAAAAUCACCCAACAAACCAAAGACAUGGGGGUCUGGAGGAAGCCGGUUAGGUGGCGUGCCUGGAUCUGGUGCAUCUGGAGGAGGAGGUAAUAAUGGCGAUAAUGGUCCAGGAUCGGCAUCAUAA
This is a messenger RNA of Gamsiella multidivaricata, 621 nucleotides long. RefSeq lists its product as uncharacterized. The transcript has 2 exons. NCBI's taxonomy places the organism in Eukaryota, Fungi, Mortierellomycota, Mortierellomycetes, Mortierellales, Mortierellaceae. Bases 1 to 621 code for a protein of 206 amino acids. The record is from RefSeq and is a predicted model, not a curated record.